Myiozetetes cayanensis is the source of this 4826-nucleotide messenger RNA. It is a transcript of the gene YPEL5, whose product is annotated as yippee like 5. The transcript has 6 exons. Bases 2516 to 2881 code for a protein of 121 amino acids. The record is from RefSeq and is a predicted model, not a curated record. NCBI's taxonomy places the organism in Eukaryota, Metazoa, Chordata, Aves, Passeriformes, Tyrannidae.
AGCGCUUUUCCGCCCUGGAAAACCUCUCAGAAAGGUUCUAAGUCCAAGCAAAAAGGAAUGCGAAGACUGUUGUCUGUCUGGUUCAUUUGUUACUCUGUGCACAGCCCUUAGUUCUACUGUGCAAGCAGAUACAGAUUAGAUUAAUCCAUCGUGUUUAUUUAAGAAUAAAGACCAUGUUUUGGACUGAUACAGACGUAGAAUUUAAUGAAUUAGUUGCCUUUAGUUUCUUUAAACAAAAAACUUGGUGUCAGGGUUAGACUGAGGGAACAACAAGGCAAGUACACACGUCUCCUGAGAGAGAAACACAGGGCAGGGCUCUUUCGAAAGUGGUAGGUGUCGCAGAGCAGCUCUUGAUGUCAGCAAAUAAUGGCAGUAGGUUAACCAUUAACAUAAGUCAUGAUUGUGACUGAUGGCAGAAAGGGAGGGAACUUGCUCCGUAGUUGUAAACAUUCCCUCACGUGACUGUAUAUAACUGCUAUACAUGUAAUGCUUUUACAUAUAGACUCAUUCUGGAUAGCUGAGUUCAAGUCGUGUCUGUGACAAACAAAACUAUAUUUUUAAGUGCUACUCUCUUUUUCUAAUGUUAGUCUGUAGAAAUACUAUUUGGGCGCUUCUGUCAUCUGUUACUUUCACUUCCGUAGUUGUGGAAGUGCUUGAUUUAGAGAUGCAGAUGUUGUUGUUUUUAUAUAGAUUUUAAUAAUGAUGAUGAGUGAGUUUCAGGUGGGGCUGCCACUUGUGUGCAGACUACAGCAAUUGCACCUCAAAACUCAGUAGAGAAGAUGACAAGAACAGGCCAGAUUUGUUACUUGUCACAGACAGAGAGUUGUACACACGUGUACACGUAUUUAUAUAUGUGCAUUUAACAUUCCCUCUGAUGGUAGUCCUCACGAGCUUGAAGUGGUGGUGUCAAACUUAGGUCAUUGGUUCAUGUUUGUUUACUGUCAUUUGACCUGUGUUGAAAUCUUGAGUUGCCCAGCUCUUGCUGAAAUACUACUUCCCCUAAGCAAGAUUUAACUUUAAAAUGCCUUGUUAAAUGUGUAGGUGAAAUGCCUGUGCAUUGUGGAUGUUUGUUAGCAAGGCUCUCUCAAGUUUUGGAGGCCUUACCUACAUUUAGAAGUUUUUUCUGUUAAUAUAAAAAUUUCUUGCUGAGGUGCACUUAACAUACUAGCACCUUUUCUGCCACUUUUACAUAGUUUGUUUGAAAGUCUGGAUGAUAGCUGUCUUAAUUUCUUUAAAGGUUGCUUAUUGGAUUUUUUUUUUAAUGACUCAUGAAACCAGUGGUGUCUUUGGGUGAAAUUUUGUAUCAUUUCGGUGCUAAGACUGGUGAAAACAGGAAAUCUAAAUUAGUUUAGAUUUCUGAAAGUUGCAGAAUGGAUUCAUAGGCAAAAGUCGUCUCAGCUGCCUAAUUAGUAUAAGAAUAAAUUUAUUACAAAACCAAGAAAUAAAGCUUUCUUGAAAACUGUGGAAGAAUUGGAAGGGGAAAAGUGAGACAGAAAGGGAAGGGGAAGAAGAAAGGGGGAAAGAAACACGGAGUCAGGAAUAGUUGCUGCAUUUGGACUCUGUGUAGUAGAAAGAAAGUUAAUCUGAGUCUGAUGCCAUUUGUCAACUAAUACUUUACUAUGUUAUCUAGCAAGAGUAUUGUGAGGGUGUAAGUUACUCUGUGGAAGAUGCUGAGAUACAGGGUCUGUAUGAGAAACAAGCACCCAUCUGUAUGGCUCUGCUCUCUGUAAAAUUGAAACAAACUACCCUCUAUUAGUGUUUGCAUGCACCAAUAUAAUGUUAAUGCAUUUAAAUACCAACACAGCAUUCACCUUACCCAGGAAAAAAGCCACUUUGCAACACAAAAUGACACUACUGCAACUUGCACAAAUGCAGUUUCAUCCUGCAAGGCAGCUUGUUCAUUGCUUUGCCAAAGCCUCUUCAGUCAUUGGACUGUAUUACAUUCCUUUUACAGUUUGCUACAGUAGCUGGAUGGUUCUAAUGAGCACAGCAUACUGUUCCAGCUCACUUUCUCUCUUCGCAUUUGGCUACAUGUGGUGGUUUCAAUUCUGCAUGUAGGCAGAGGCCAGGCCCUGCUAACUUUGACAGCCUCAGAAGUCGGUGGCGGAGUUGAAUCUCAGACCUCCUAAGAGACUGACCACGUGUGUGUUUUCAAAUGCACCCCAACCUCUGAGCAGCGGAAACCUGGGAAGAAGAGGAAGCUUAAGCCCAGUUCCUGAGAUGCGAUGAUGAAGUUUAAGCCUGAUUCCAGGAUCUGAGACGCAGUAGAUGGUGCUGAAGCAACACUGAGGCUCCUCCUGUGAAAUAUCCACAAUCCAGUGUGUAUAUAGAAAGUGCCUGCUGGGUCUCCCAGGUGUUGAUGGUCCUGUGGCUUCAAGAGAUGCAUUCCGGGACAAGAAAACACUGACUUUCAUAAAAGUACCCGUCUUCUGGAACUGUGGAGAUUUGACAAGCAGUAGAUACUUUAUACCCCAUUAAUGAAAGUCUUGAGUGUAAACUUACAUCAGUUCUAAAAAUGGGAAGAAUUUUCCUGGAUCAUAUUGGUGGCACUCGCCUGUUCUCCUGUGCAAACUGCGACACGAUUCUGACCAACCGUUCCGAACUCAUCUCCACUCGUUUCACCGGAGCCACAGGAAGAGCCUUUCUUUUUAACAAGGUGGUAAAUCUGCAAUACAGUGAAGUUCAGGAUCGGGUCAUGCUCACUGGCCGCCACAUGGUUCGAGACGUGAGCUGCAAGAACUGCAACAGCAAACUGGGUUGGAUCUAUGAAUUUGCCACUGAAGACAGCCAGCGCUACAAGGAGGGCCGUGUCAUCCUGGAAAGAGCAUUGGUCCGAGAGAGCGAAGGAUUUGAGGAGCAUGUUCCAUCUGACAAUUCCUGAAGAGACCUGAGUCUCUUCUCAGGUUCUCUUCAACUGAAACUCAAGUAUAAUAAAAUCAACAAAAAAAUCUGCUUACAUACACUGUCACCUUAGCAUCAGAGUCGGAUUCAUGGACUACAGAGUGGGAAAGAUUGUGAGAGUAUUUCAGAUGGAACCUUACUUUCUUUAUUCAGUUUAUAUUUUACUUUCCCUCCAGCAGCUGUUUGUAGAAAGAAUGUUGUGCAGAUGCUGUAUCUUUUUCUCUCUUUCAUUUACAUCUGUUAGAUUUCAGAUUGUAUCUACAGAUACGGUGGGCUAAAAGGAGAAUAUUUGAGGAGAUUUGUCUUUUGUUAGAGAGAAAUUCAGUGAGUUUUUUUUUAGUUUGCACAAACUGAUGUCAGCAUCAAAUUAUUUUAAAACUUCAGAUUUUUUUUAAAAAGUAUAUUCCAAAUUUUGGCUUAAGUUUUUAGUUGGGUUUUUUUGGUUUGUUUUUUUUUACCCAGUCUUUUCAACUGGUUUGCUAGCUGAAGUAAAGAGAUCCGAAUUUGUGCUGAGUGCUAAAGGUUCAGUGUUGGUACGGCUUGGGCUGGCCCGUGUGCCAUAUUCUUGUUGAGGUUGAUUGGUAGCACAGAGCCCAUUAUUUCUUGUCAUUCUUGACCCAAAGAUGUCACCAUUCCUCGUUUAUUUGUGAAGUCCCAUUCACCAUGUAAAACUGGUGUUGAUUGGAAACUAUUCUUGAAAUAGGGCAAAACUGCUUGGCUUUUUUUAACUUUAACUGAUGUAACUUAUGAGCAUAGUAAUAAUAUAAAAUAAUAGCUGUCUGUUUAGUCUUGCGUUGCUUACAAAUCCAGCUGUGUUUGUAAUGAUAGGGAUCCAUGGAGAAACUACUGUUUCAGUAGUGAUUUUUUUUUUCUGUUUUCUCUACUAAUCUUAUUAAGUAGACAGGGAAUUGCAAAUCUUAAUUCUUCUUCAAGUAGCUUUCUUUAAACCCAGAACUUCCUAUGUUAAACACAGCUGCUGUGUAAAAGGAGAAGAUUGCCAGCAUGUUUGUUCAUGCCUAGAGUUAUGCAAUCCGCAUCUCUUGAAAAGAUUAACUUAAACAGCUUGUUUUCAAAUGCUGCUUCUGGUGUUGAAACCUUUAUCUUUCAACUUUGUUGAACCUUUUCGUUGUGAUGUUACAUUUUUAUCUUUCUGGGCAGCAGUACGUGUCAGCCUGGUAGUAACUAGUGACUUGGAUUCCUGCUUUGUUCUUGUAGAGGUCAGCUCUGUUUAAAACAGUGAUCUUGCUUGCCUUUUUAGCAAAGAUGCUCUUCAUUAACUUAACUCAAGGGUGCCCAAACACUUUCUUUGUGUCUUAAGCCAUAAGUUAAGAUCUCAAGGGCUGAAAUUUAUUUGAAUGUUAGAUGUGUAUGAUUUCUUAUCCAAGAUACAAGUUAGUUCUGUUUCUUUUUCUUAUUGGAUAAAUUGUGGUCAACAUGAAAUAAGUUACCCACAGACACAGAAAAAGGGUGGUUGGGGGGAACCCCACCCAAUGAAACAGGUCUGGGCUCUGACAUUUCAGAAUAACUUUUCUUCCCUAGCCACUGCUCCAUACAUGAAACUAAAAGGGGGAGGGUGACUAUGCGGAGUAUUUUUCUUAAUUUUUUGGUUGCCAAGUGGCAAUUUGGACACCCCUGACUUGAAUCUACUGCCUCUUUCAUGUAAAAGUAGCUUUAUUAUAGAAUUGUCACAUAGAAAGAAAACAGAGUAGAUCACAUACCAGAGCUGUGCUUGAAUCAAGCUGCUUAAACAAUAGUGUACUUGUGCCUCAAAUGAAUCAGUUUUUGCACUGAGUACAGUAGUACCCCAUUAUCUUGUACUCCUGUCCUUCACAGACCCUAAAAACGCCAUUAGCAUGGUUCUCUGCAGUACUUUUCUUGUACUUCUGACAUUACAGUACAAUAAAGUAUGUUUUGUCCUGAACUGA